This is a messenger RNA of Sorghum bicolor (sorghum), 1040 nucleotides long. RefSeq lists its product as uncharacterized. Bases 157 to 852 code for a protein of 231 amino acids. The transcript has a single exon. Lineage: Eukaryota; Viridiplantae; Streptophyta; Magnoliopsida; Poales; Poaceae. The record is from RefSeq and is a predicted model, not a curated record.
CCAGCUCCUAUUUAUACGUCUCCCUCUCCCUGCCCCACUCAUCAUCUCAUUCUCAUCUCGGCAUCUCACCAACGUUCGAAGCAAAGCAAUCACCUGAGCAAAGCAGGAGCAGAGCAAACGAUCCAGCGGCGUUUUCCAUUCGGCGCGGCAGGCGCAAUGGCGGCGGGGAAGGCGGCGAUGAAGAAGCCGUCGUCGUCGUCGUUCGGGAACCGGGCGUGGCGGCUGCUGCGGCUGGCGGUGCUGUGGGCGCGGAAGGGCGGCGCGGCGCACACGCACAGCCUGCGCCUCCUCCGCACGCUCCGCCGCCACGGCCACGGCUUGGUGGGCGGCGCGCGCGGCGACCGGCUCCGCCACGGGGAGCGCGAGUACUCCAUCGACGAGACGCCGGCGUUCCGGUUCCGCACCCCGUCCGCGCGCGUGCUCCGCCUCAUCCCCUGCAUCGCGCCGGCCGUGCCGGACACCCCGGGCCUCUACGGCGACGACGACCACCGCUACUUCUUCGCCGCCGCCGCCGCACGGGAGAUGGAUGACGAGGAGGGCGCACGAGGUGGGUACUGCUGCUACGGCGGCGACGACCCACGGAGCGCGCGCGACGUCGUCGAGGAGGAGGAGGAGGAGCUGAUGAGCCGCUGCGGCGAUGACGAGCAGCUGCUGGAGCGCGUGGUGGCGGAGGCCUGCCGCGCGAGCACGGGCGCGGCCGGGUCGGUGGUGCCAGGGGACGGCGCCGGCGAGGACGCCGGGGUGGACGUCAAGGCGGAGGAGUUCAUCGCCAGGUUCUACGCGCAGAUGAAGCUGCAGCGCCAGAUCUCGUGGCUGCAGUACAGCGAGAUGAUGGAGAGGAGCAUCAGCUAGAUUUCAUUCAUUCCUUCGUUCAUCCUUGAUUACGACUAGUAGUAGCAGUUCACCUUGAGGAGCUCUGGUUCGUCGAUAGAUAUAUACGCAUACAUGUACAUUUUUGGCUCUAUAUAAAAUUUCGUUUGUUGCUAUCAAAUUACUACUACAUACAUACAUAUAACAUAAUACAAUUUCCUUUUCUUGAA